CGACGCGUCCGAAGAUACUCCAUCUCUCUCCGGCCCUCCCCGUUUCUGAAGUCGACUCAAACCCUAGUCCCCUCUCGCCUCGCCAUCCCCGCCCAUGGAUCGCGACCGCUCCUCCCGCCGCGCCCGCGACGACGACGGCCACCACCGCUCCCGCGACCGGGACGACAACCACCACCGUCGCCGCAGCCGCCACGACACCGACGACCACCACAAGCACGACGGCGGGGACGACGACCGCCGCCGCCGCCACCGCGAAAAGGACGGCGGUGGCGACGACGAGGACCGCCGCAGCCACCGCCACCACCGCGACAAAGACGACCGCCGCAGCCACCGCCACCGCGACGGCGGGGACGACGGCGACGACCGCCGCCGCGAUAGCCGCCGGUCCGUGUCCUCGUCGGACUCCCCGCCGCCCUCCGCGAAGCGGGACCGCUCGUUGAGCCGCCCGCGGGAGUCAAUCGAGCGCCGCGACUCCGCCGACCGCGAGCCGCUGUCCUCGUCACGGAAGCGGAAGGGCCACGAGGGCGGUGGCGGUGGGGACGAGGCCGACCGAGAUGUCGGCAAGCGGGCUAGGGCCUCUGUGGACCCGCCUCCGCCCAAGGAGGAGAGGCCUAGGCGUGAGCGCCGGAGGUUUGAGGAUGUUGAUGCUAAUGGGAAGAAUGGUGAUGUGAGGAGUAAGGUGAGCAAGGAGAUCUCAUCUCAUGACCAGAAGAAGGGGGAGUUUGCAGUUAAUGGAGAUUUACAGAGUGGUGCCGUGCAUAAUGAUGGUUCUCAGCAACCGCUCAAUGCCGCACCUGCUGUAGUGUCAUCGUCUGUUCCCGUGUCUUCAAAGGUAUCUUCGAUUACUACCAACAAUGAAAAUGAGGGGGUUAGUGUUAGAUCUGAUGAGGUUACUGGAAAAUCUAGUACAGAUGGAAGUGCAACCUCAGCUGCUGGCAAAAAUAGUAAUCUAUCUCUUGAUGCUUUAGCCAAAGCAAAAAAAGCUUUGCAACUGAAGAAGGAACUGUCAGAGAAACUCAAGAAGUUACCCAUGCUUAAUAAACUUGGCACUACUGGUCAAGUUUCUAAGAAAGAAGAUGCAAAAACAGCUGUAGAAACACAGACUGUUUCUAAAGGAGAAGCAAAGCAUACUGGUCCAGUUUCUGGUCUGCCCACGAGUAGUGUCUCUGGGACUCCAGCCGCAGCUGGUGCAAUUGGUAUUCCGGGUCUUACAAACAUUCCCAAUCUGGAUGCUGUGAAGCGAGCACAAGAGCUUGCUGCUAAGAUGGGAUUCCGGCAAGAUCCACAGUUUGCUCCUCUCAUCAACAUGUUUCCUGGUACAUCCACUGAACUUACUGUGCCUCAAAGACCUCCCAAGGCUCCUGUUCUUCGCCUUGAUGCUCAGGGUAGGGAAAUUGAUGAACAGGGAAAGGUUAUCAGCAUGACAAAGCCAACAAAUUUGAGUACUCUAAAGGUCAAUAUAAACAAGCAAAAGAAGGAGGCUUUUCAAAUCAUAAAGCCAGACUUAGACACUCUUGCAAAAUCAAGUGCUCAUUUUGAUGAAAGGAUGGGCAUAAACCAAAACAAGCUCCUCCGUCCUAAAAGGCCAGGAUUUCAGUUUGUUGAAGAGGGCAAACUCUCUAGGCAAGCUGAAUUGCAUCGAAUUAAGAGUCAAUUUGGUGAAGCACAAGCUAAAGAGCUCAAAGUAAAGCAAGCCCAGCUCGCUAAGGCAAAGGCAGAAGUAGAUAUGAACCCAAACCUUAUUGAAGUUGCUUUUGGUAUGAGAGCUCCAAAGCAAAAGCAGAAGGAAGCAAUUCCUGACAUUGAGCCAUGGGAUGCAAAAAUUUUACUUUCUGCCACAUAUGAGGAUUUCACUGUGGAGAAGCUUAAUAUGGACAGGAUCACCAUAUAUGUGGAACAUCCAGAGCCAAUAGAACCACCGGCUGAACCUGCACCACCGCCGCCACAGCCACUGAAGUUAACUAAAAAAGAGCAGAAGAAGCUGAGAACACAGAGGCGUCUUGCUAAGGAAAAAGAUAGGCAAGAAAUGAUUAGGCAAGGCCUAUUGGAGCCACCCAAACCAAAGGUCAAAAUGAGCAAUCUUAUGAAAGUUCUAGGCUCUGAAGCUGUGCAAGAUCCCACGCGGCUGGAGAUGGAAAUCAGAACUGCCGCUGCAGAGCGUGAACAGGCUCAUGUAGACCGCAACAUUGCUCGCAAGCUCACACCAUCUGAACGCCGCGAGAAGAAAGAGCGGAAGCUUUUUGAUGAUCCUACUAAUACAGUGGAGACUAUAGUUUGUGUUUACAAGAUCAGAGACUUGUCCCAUCCACAGACACGCUUCAAAGUCGAUGUCAACGCACAAGAGAAUAGGCUAACUGGUGCUGCAGUCAUCACCGAUGGUAUCAGUGUUGUGGUUGUUGAAGGAGGGAAGAAGUCAAUCAAAAGGUACAAUAAGCUCAUGCUCAACCGGAUAGACUGGGCAGCCGCAGUUAGUGGUGAGGAUGAUGCUGACGAGGAACCUGACAAGCCGGUGAAUAGUUGUGCAUUGGUCUGGCAGGGCAGCGUGGCAAAGCCUGCCUUCCACAGGUUCACUGUACACAACUGCCGGAGUGAGGCUGCUGGUAAGAAGGUUUUUGCUGAUGCUUCUGUUCCUCACUACUGGGACCUUGCUGUCAAUUUUUCUGAAGAUUCAUCAUGAGCAAAUCACCUGCUCAAAACCUUGGUACCUGCUGUUGAUCUUUGUUCUAUCUACAUGCAAUUGCUGAUGAGUGGCCAGCGUUUUAGCGCUUGACAUGAUAUUAAGUCCUCUUAUCACGAGUAGUGGAAGCUUACUAGUAGCAAUGUGGACACCUGAACUGAGUAAUACGUUGUACUGUCGAUCUGCUCUGAAUGUGGAAUUCAGAGAUGUCGGGUGUUUGUUGCGGGUUUUUAUUAUUAUUAUUAUAUGGCCCAGGUACUGUCA
Molecule: messenger RNA, 2941 nt
Organism: Panicum hallii
Lineage: Eukaryota; Viridiplantae; Streptophyta; Magnoliopsida; Poales; Poaceae
Product: protein RDM16
Exons: 6
Coding region: 95-2677 (860 amino acids)
Biological process (GO): mRNA splicing, via spliceosome
Cellular component (GO): U4/U6 x U5 tri-snRNP complex
Source: RefSeq, a predicted model, not a curated record